Messenger RNA from Fusarium odoratissimum NRRL 54006, 354 nucleotides. RefSeq lists its product as uncharacterized. NCBI's taxonomy places the organism in Eukaryota, Fungi, Ascomycota, Sordariomycetes, Hypocreales, Nectriaceae. The coding region runs from base 1 to 354 and encodes 117 amino acids. The transcript has a single exon. The record is from RefSeq and is a predicted model, not a curated record.
AUGCAGCUCCCCACAUUUUUCCUCACUAUUACCUUCUUCACGAUAGGCCAUGCUAAUGCAGGUAAGAUUGGCCCUCCCCUGGCCCCAUUCAUCGUUUGUGACUUCAUGCCAACCCUCAUGGCAGCCUCGAUUCGUCGUCAAAAUGGCGGGUUUCGCGACUUCGUUACUGGAGCGGGAAGUGCGGUUUUUGGGAAUGCAGGAAGCAAAUGUUCCGUUGGUCUUGAUGAGGGCGAAUGUGAUCAAUUUGGGAGAUGCGUGCAGUUUAUUCCUCCGAAUGAGCAGAGCAUCUUGAACCAGGGACGAGAGGUUGAUGAAUGCAUCAAGGGAGGGCAGACUGGCACCUUGAAGGUUUAA